AUGUUAACAACUCAUUACAAUGUAAGUACAUAUAUAAGAUCGUAUAAGAAGCCAGAGAGAUUUAAAACUGAUAUCAAAUUCAUACUGAAGUUUACGGCAGCGUUUUCUCAAGAUGGAACACCAUUGUUCAAAACCGGUCAAAGUCCUUUCAUUGAGAACAAUUGUACGUAUUAUAAUUGUUACUUAACAACAAAUAAGGAAUUACUAAGAGAUUUAAGAGACUUCGACGCUAUAGUGUACGAUGUCGAGCACUAUUGGGAUGGACAGGUAGUGUUAAGACAUCCCUAUCAAAAAUUCAUUUUCAUGGCGUCCGAAUCAGCUGCUAACUUCCCUCUAUGCGAUGCUUUGUACGACGAUUAUUACAAUCUGACAUGGACUUACAAACUAAACUCAGAUAUUCGCUGGACUUACAUAACUAUUACAGACAAAAAGGGCAAUUUUGUUGGUCCAAAUAUAAAUAUGACUUGGGUGAAUCCUAUGAAGCCUACACCCGAUGAGAUUAGGAAGAAGAUAGCUAAGAAGACGAAAGCAGCUGCUUGGUUUGUGUCUAACUGUAAGACAGUAAGUGGGCGAAAAAAUGUGACGAAAUUGAUUGAGAAAGAGUUGAAGAGAUACGACAUUAAUUUGACAAUAGACAUUUAUGGAUUUUGCGGUAAGAAAAAAUGUCCCAAAGAUAAUAUAGAAGAAUGCUUGUAUUUCCUCGAAUCGGAUUAUUAUUUCUAUCUAGCAUUUGAGAACUCGAUCUGUGAGGAUUACGUCACCGAGAAGGUUCUGUAUCCAUUGCAGAAUUAUGCAGUACCUAUAGUGUUCGGCGGGGCAAACUAUUCCAGGUUCCUUCCACCUGGUUCAUACAUCAAUGCAAGAGAGCUGCCCGCUUCUCAAAUAGCUAAUUUGAUGUUUAAAGCGAUAAACAAUCCGAAAAUCUAUGAAGACUACUUCAGAUGGCACAACCACUAUGAAUACAUAAAGACCCCACCAGAUCUCGAUGUGUGCAAGCUCUGUCAGAUUCUUAACGAGGAUGGUGAUAAGCACUCCUCAUACAAACACUUCAGAUCAUGGUGGAACCCUAAUUAUUCUUCAAUGUGCACCAAAGGAGUCGGCAAAUUCCUCGCCAUGAAGCCAAACUCCAUGAUGCUGGCAGAAGCUGAAAAAAAGAGGCUACCGAAAAAAAUCGUGAGAGGGCCGAUCUUGCUCAUAGAAGGCGUCGAGGCGACAACCGCCUUGACGCCUAAGACGCUGCAAUCCUGCUUCUAUGAACUGCAGGCAGAGCUUUAG
Messenger RNA from Spodoptera litura, 1275 nucleotides. Lineage: Eukaryota; Metazoa; Arthropoda; Insecta; Lepidoptera; Noctuidae. The record is from RefSeq and is a predicted model, not a curated record.